UCCGGGUGCGCAGGGCCGCGCGCGGCACGCGAACCCCUCCUGCAGGCGCCCGGGCGCUAGUUGAGCGCCGAGCCCUGGGCGCGCGUGGCGCCCCCUCCCAGACGCCUAACGACGAUGAGCCAAGACGCGGGGGUCGCGGGGAGCAGUGAUGAUCACAGUGCCUCUUCAGAAGAAAAAGAUUGCCCCAGCCCCAACCUAGAUACAUCAGGGGACUCUAAAUCAGGCGAGGACAGCAGUUCUGAGAGCGGUUCUGAAUCUGAUAAUGAGGAGGCAAAACCAGAAAAAACAAAUGGGGAGCUAGGAGAGUCUUCCGCCGAGGAAGCGUCUGCUCGGGUUGAAGAAUGGGAGGAUAAAGAAUUGCCCACACAGCAUUUUAAUUCAGAAUCUAAUAAAAUCCAGUCUCACUGUGAACACUGUAAUGCUGAAAAUAAACACAAUGAACUGGUGACUCCCAGGCUUCUUUCCCGAGGACAGUUUUUGCUGAAGGUAGAUGGAGAGGGAACUUACCAGUGCACGGAGACUGGUCUGAUAUUUGAGGUUAACAGGAAAGUUGAUAUCAAGUAUUGCGUCUUGUCCUGGAGCAAAUACUCAGACCUCAUUGUGAAGCCCUGGGCCGUCGGUGGACCCUUGUUUGAUGUUAAAUGUGACCCGCUCUGUCUUACCUCCAUUCAGUUUCCACAUUCCCUCUGCUUGGGUCACCGAGAUGCCAGCAUGACGUUCAAAGUCUUCCACGUUAAAAGUACUGGGGCCUCAUUAGAAUAUACUGUGGACCAUUCUGCCACCCACGUCAAAUGGCGUGUGAGCUCUCUUUCUCCUGUGGGACCUGUUAUUCAAAGCGAAGAGACGGUAUUCCACCACGGGGCGGUGAUCCUGUACAAAGCCAUCGACCAUAACCCGUCCUUGUCUUUUCGAGUGUAUGUAGCAACCAAUAAUGAAUCCUUCAUCAAGGAUAUUUCCAAGUCUGUAAAGCACUCCUCUAAGAAAUUCAUGAAAAUCGACAAGCCUCCAGUUUGCCAGAAGUUGCUGCAGAAUGGGAAGAAGUACAGGCUGAUCAGUGAGCCAGAAGCUGAGAUCACCCCAGAGGAAAUUGAAUUUGUGGAUGGUUCACUUUUAAAAUUGAAAAGUUAUAUUGAAGUGUAUCUGGAGCAACCAGUGGAGUUUAAAUUACUCUUGGUUGAAAUGGAUUCUGAGGAAAUUGUAUGGAAGGCAAAACUGAGAGAGUGUGACUGGGUUCAGCAAAAUCGGAACCAGAACAUUUCAAAAAGCAGCACAAGUGGUAACAGGCGACGAAAAAGGAGUAGCAGCUUACCCGAUGAGAUGGUCUAUGAUAAAAGAAUGAAGCAGAUUGACAGUUCAGAGACCAAGGCUUGAUAGCUGUGAAAAGACAGUAGAGAUUUAAGCACUUAACAACAGUACUCCAAGGAACCAGAAGAUGGAGUAUGUACCUCAAAAUUCAAGUCCAACCAGAAUUCAUAAAUCGAAGUUUAAAAACCCAGGCUUAAAUUACACAAGACAAGAUCUUAAGGCUUUGGGGGCCUCAUGUAGAUGAACCCUUUCAUCAAAAUACCUUUUAUUAUUGUAAGAAGGUGUGAAUCUAAAAGCAGAUAAACUCUAUAGACUAAAAUAAGAUGUUAUUCGCUUGGAGUUGAAGAGGAUGAUGUAUGUCUGAUUUUACUGUAUAUCACUAGAGAAUUGUUUAUUAUUUCUAUUAAAUGAACAUCAAAAUAAAUGAGGCUCUGGAAUUAUUUUUAAAACCUAACCAAAUUGGAAUACAUAUUUCUUUCAGUUUUAUUAAAAUAUAGUUGACAAAAAUUAUAUAUAAGUACACAAUGGGAUGCUUUGAUGUAUGCAUACAUUGUGAAAUAUUUACCGAUUGAAUUAAUUAGCACAUCUAUCACCUCACACAGUCACCUUUUUUUUUGGUGGUAGAACUCAUAAGACCUUCUCUUAGCAAAUCUCAAAGAGUAUAGCAUAGUAUUUAUUAUUAACUAUAGUCAUGCUGUAUAUUAGAUCCUCAAAAAUUAUUCACUUAUAACUGAAUGGGACACAUAGGAAAAUUUUUUCCUCUUUUGCAGUUAUUUGGCUAUUUAAAAUUAGCUCCAAGAACAAGUAGCUAGACAUAGAAUAAAAUGAUCAAAUACUACCUAGAAAAUUAAGGAUUUCCAGCCUUUUUCGAGUUGACUAUGUGGUAGCAAAUAAAUUAUUAAUGAUUUACUUUUGUUUAGAUAUUUUCACAUUUUUUAAGAUACUGAGUGACUAUCCUGAUGGUUUGAGGCUCAGCAUAUCACCAUAUUGCUUUUUAAAAUAUAGUCAUCUCUUAACUCUGAGUCACUUUGAGAUCUUGUUAAACUUUCGAUACAGAAUCUGACACGGUAGGUUUGGGGAUCAUCCCGAGAACUUGCGUCUUGGAUGGAUGGAUUCCCUGUGUGGUUUUUCUUGCAGCAGUUUGAGAGGAACAGAAGUCACAUGUGUUAGAAGACCACUAGGGGGCAGUGGCCGCCCUUUAGAAACCAUUCUUGAGUAAAGUGGUUAGGGUUCAAUAUAAAUGUUAGGUUCCCUUCAUUAGACUAUUGGCUCUGGAUGAGCGAAGUGUUAUGGUUCUGGCGGAGGGGCGGGAAGGAUUCUUCCUCUCACCCUCUUAUGGCAGCUCCAGGGUUUGUAAGGCCUGGAGGAUCCUUAAUGAGACUCUACCCCUGGUGAGCUUGGCUGUGUCAUAGCACAACCAUCUGAAAAGUGUGAACAUAGAAAACCCAGCUGGGGCUGGUAUUUUGUAUUGGGGCACUGGUUUGCAUUGGCAAACAUAAUCCCUUCCAGAAUGAUGACAUGGUUUCUUAGUGAACAACAGAUACUAAUAUUACAGACGCUGUACCCUGACUUUUCUGUGGAAUAUGCUCUUCCCCCUAAUGCCAGGAGAUGGCAGAAUGGAGACUGCAGUUCAUAUCUCUUGCUACCCUCUUAGGUGACCACUGAAGUUAGCGCUUUGUAUGUGAAGAUGCAGAGAUGGGCAAGGGGAAAAGUUGUAUAUUUUUCUUUUUGAGCCACAUAAAGUAUUUUUGGCGCCUUAUUUUUUUUUCCCUCCAGCCUAAUUUGUGCAGUUUUGCAAAACAAUUUCAUUCCCUGAAUCACUGAAUUAUCCUUGUGAGCAUUAUACCCCAGUUCAACCUUAUGUGUAAUCAUUCCCUUCGGUUCUUCUAAUAGUUUGGAAAGCAGGGAUUUUUUUGGUGCUUAAAUUUAUUUUAAAAGCAGUUAAAGUUUCAAAUCAUGGUAUCCUUUUUUAUAUAAAGAGAAUACAUUUUCAUUGUCAAUGACUAUAAAUGAAGUGUUGAGAGGAACUACUGAAUUCU
Molecule: messenger RNA, 3344 nt
Organism: Dama dama (fallow deer)
Lineage: Eukaryota; Metazoa; Chordata; Mammalia; Artiodactyla; Cervidae
Product: NACHT, LRR and PYD domains-containing protein 1b allele 5-like
Exons: 16
Coding region: 115-1371 (418 amino acids)
Biological process (GO): regulation of DNA-templated transcription elongation; mRNA export from nucleus; signal transduction
Cellular component (GO): THO complex part of transcription export complex
Molecular function (GO): protein binding
Source: RefSeq, a predicted model, not a curated record